CCAAAUCCGGGAUUCCUAGUCACCACUUCCAACCCUGUGUCUUGCGCAAUUAAUUCCACCUUCAAAAUGGCCUCCGUUUUCGCUUGGGGCGCUGGUGCUGCCGCUGCGGCCUUCCUGGGCCGAGCCGGACUUGUCGCAUGGAGACGUUCCCGUGGCGGUGUUGGUGCCAUGGGCAAGGCUUUCUACAAGGGUGGCUUUGAGUCCAAGAUGACCAAGAAGGAGGCUACUCUCAUCCUGUCGCUCAGUGAGCGCUCUCUCUCCAAGGACAAGGUCCGCAAGGCCCACCGAACCCUCAUGCUCCUCAACCACCCCGACCGAGGCGGCAGCCCCUACCUAGCGACCAAGGUCAACGAAGCAAAGGAGUUCUUAGACAAACAAACCUGACACCCCACCACGUCAUGACCAACCAACCAAUCCUCCACCCCGAGCCUCUGCCGCUCUGAUUGUCACCCGGCCCGUCUCCAUGUAUCUGUGCUACGAUUGCACCAGAUGACGGUUAAAGUUACAACACGAUGGGUGGCUCACUGCGUGUAUGUGUGUAUACUGUACACUACUUGUUUCCAUAGCGAAGGCGUUUUGUGGUUCAUACGGAAGCUCCUGAGAGUAAGAGCAAAUUGAUGCGAUGAGUACGCCGUCGAGCUAUCUUGGAUGAAUACUGUAACAAUACAAAAAAUACAGGGCCAUGUGCCCGCUCUCUUCUCGCCAUUCCAUCUUCGUCUCA
Molecule: messenger RNA, 721 nt
Organism: Ilyonectria robusta
Lineage: Eukaryota; Fungi; Ascomycota; Sordariomycetes; Hypocreales; Nectriaceae
Exons: 3
Coding region: 67-384 (105 amino acids)
Biological process (GO): protein import into mitochondrial matrix
Cellular component (GO): PAM complex, Tim23 associated import motor
Molecular function (GO): ATPase activator activity
Source: RefSeq, a predicted model, not a curated record